This is a messenger RNA of Triticum turgidum subsp. durum (durum wheat), 921 nucleotides long. The record is from the annotation of a GenBank genome assembly. Lineage: Eukaryota; Viridiplantae; Streptophyta; Magnoliopsida; Poales; Poaceae.
AUGCUUCUCCGACCCCGCCCCUUCCUCCUGCAGGCCCUCACGCCUCUUCCCUUCUCCCGCGGCCCCCUCGCGGUCCGCCGCACGCUCUCGGCGCACGCCGCGGCAGCUGGGGCCGCCCCCCGCGGCGAUGCUCCCGCGCCGGCGCGAACCCGCCACAAGAACUCCCGGAAGGCCGAGCCGCCUAGGUUGCCCGCGGAUACGGCGCUGUUUUUCCCGCCGGGGAUAGACCGGGACGCGGCUGUGGCGGCGGAGAUGUUGAUUCCGGGGUCGAACAUCGUGGUGGGGCCGUACGCCGGGGACGCGAGGGUAAAGGAGGCUGAGUUCAUCGGGUGCAGCGCGCACGCCCGGGACUGCCCCAAGGACGACCGUCCCGAGUUCGCCGUCCUCGGCCGCUCCAACGUCGGCAAGUCCUCUCUCAUCAAUACACUCACUCGACGCAAGGAAGUCGCACUCACCUCCAAGAAACCUGGGAAGACUCAAACAAUUAACCACCAUUUGAUCAACAAGAGUUGGUACCUUGUGGAUUUGCCUGGUUAUGGGUUUGCAGCUGCGUCCAAGACAGCUCGAACGGAUUGGUCUUCAUUUACCAAGGGGUAUUUCUUGAACAGGGACACUUUGGUCGGUGUACUGCUCCUUGUUGAUGCUAGUGUUCCAACUCAGCAAAUUGACCUUGACUGUGCUAACUGGCUUGGUCGUAACAAUGUCGGGCUAACCUUUGUCUUCACCAAGUGCGACAAAGUAAAGAAAGGCAAAGGGGGUCGGCCUGAUGAGAACAUCAAAGUAUUCCUGGAGAACAUCGGUUCGCUCUAUCCAAAGCCUCCUCCAUGGAUCAUGACGAGCAGCACCACAGGACUAGGCCGCGACGGGCUGCUCCUCCAUAUGUCGCAGCUGAGGAACUACUGGGACAAUGAGGCGACCUAG